AUGGUUUCCCAAAUCUUGUUGAUUCUGUUCGCAGUUUCAGUUUCCGUCGUAUGUGCGGGUAGAACAUUGGGGCCAUCUCCCGACAGUACGCUACUGAAGAUUUAUAUCGUCCAUGUUGAUAUGGGAUCGUAUCAUGGUGAGUGUAAUCAAUACCAACAACUUCUCAAAAAGUUGAUUCACGGAAGGUCACCAAAACAUGCUCUUGUAUAUUGCUACAAGGAAGUCAUUAGCGGGUUUGCUGCAGAACUCACCCAUGAAGAGGCUGAGAAAUUAAAAGGUGAGAAAGGGGUUUAUGGUGUAGACGAAGAAAUUGUAUACUACAUGGACGACGAAUCCCGUAGCCAUAAGUUGUUGCCAAUGAAUAUUAAUAACUAG
Molecule: messenger RNA, 375 nt
Organism: Capsella rubella
Lineage: Eukaryota; Viridiplantae; Streptophyta; Magnoliopsida; Brassicales; Brassicaceae
Exons: 4
Coding region: 1-375 (124 amino acids)
Source: RefSeq, a predicted model, not a curated record